Molecule: messenger RNA, 879 nt
Organism: Microcebus murinus (gray mouse lemur)
Lineage: Eukaryota; Metazoa; Chordata; Mammalia; Primates; Cheirogaleidae
Source: RefSeq, a predicted model, not a curated record
UUUUAUAUGUUUUGAUUUUUUUUAAAAAAGAGACAAUCUUUUGAAAACAGUUGCUAAUCACCAGCCAGGAAAACCUUUGUCUGGGAUGAAGAUUCUUGAUGUUGGCUGUGGUGGUGGAUUGUUAACUGAACCUCUAGGGCGGCUUGGGGCUUCAGUUGUUGGAAUUGAUCCUGUGGAUGAGAACAUUAAAACAGCACAGUGCCAUAAAUCAUUUGAUCCAGUCCUGGAUCAGAGGAUAGAGUACAGAGCAUGUUCUCUUGAAGAGAUUGUGGAAGACACUGCAGAAACAUUUGAUGCCGUUGUAGCUUCUGAAGUUGUAGAACAUGUGCUUGAUCUAGAAACAUUUUUACAGUGCUGCUGUCAAGUGUUAAAACCCGGUGGCUCUUUAUUCAUUACUACAAUCAACAAAACACAACUGUCCUAUGCCUUGGGAAUUGUUUUUUCAGAGCAAAUUGCCGGUAUUGUACCAAAAGGUACUCAUACUUGGGAGAAGUUUGUUUCACCUGAAAAACUAGAGAGCAUUCUAGAACCAAAUGGUCUGUCAGUUCAAACUGUGGCAGGAAUGCUUUAUAACCCCUUCUCAGGUCACUGGCAUUGGAGUGAAAAUACCAGCCUUAACUAUGCAGCUCAUGCCGUGAAAUCCACAGUACAGGAACACACGGUGCCUGCUGAAUUUGUUUUAAAGGAGGAAACAGAAGAGCUCCAAGCUAAUGCCUACACCAGCCCAGGCAUGCAUGAAGAGCUGAAGAAAUAAAUCGUUUCUAGGGACUAUAGUAAUAUGGCUUGAAAGUCUGAUGUUUAUAAGUAUAAAAAGUAUGUAAUUUAUCCAUUAAGAGAGAAUCAUGAAGAAAGGGUCAAUAAAAAGGGCUAAAACCUGAA